GGUGUUCAAUUGUUUAACAGACGUCCCGUAAAUGUGAUGUGGAGAAUAUCUACUGCAGUCCUCGUGAAAACUUUUAUUUAAUAAUUGUAAAUCUGAAUUACAGUAUUUGGCAGUGAUAUUUAUCUUGCAAUUAUCAUGACAAGCUUAACUGAAUUGUGUGAUAAACAUUUUAACUGCUCUUCUCUUUAUGAAGUGUUGGGAGUAGAAAAAGAUGUGGAUGAAGCAGCAGUGAAAAGGGCUUACUACAAGAAGUCCCUAAAGGUUCAUCCUGACAGAGUCGGUGAAGAAGACAAAGAAAAUGCAACAGAAAAGUUUCAAACUCUUGGUAAAGUCUACUCAAUCUUGAGUGACAAAGAAAAGAGGAAGAUAUACGAUGAAACAGGCUGUGUUGAUGACGAUGAUUUUUCAAAGAGUGACCAGAAUUGGGAAGACUAUUGGAGGUUUCUUUUCAAAAAAGUAACAGAGCAAGAUAUUACAGAAUUUGAAAAUAAAUACAAAGGCUCAGAAGAAGAAACUACAGAUGUUAAACAGCUUUAUGAGCGUUACGAGGGAGAUAUGGACAUGAUCAUGAGUUCAGUUAUGUGUGCUACUGCCGAUGAUGAACCUAGAAUACGAGAAAUUAUCCAGAAGAUGGUUGACAACGAUGAGGUUACUGGCUAUAAAGCCUUUACUUCAGAAUCCAAGAAAAAGCAAGUCGCCAGGAAGAAGAAGGCUGAUCGCGAAGCUAAAAUGGCAGAAAAAAUGGCUGAAGAAUUGGGACUGAAGAAUGAUGGAAGCGAAGAUAGUCUUCGAGCUUUAAUUCAAAAAAGGAACACGGACAGAGCCGCAUCAGCUGACAAUUUCUUCAGUGCUCUCGAGGCCAAGUACGGGGGUAAAGCGUCUAAAGAACGUACCACUAAAACGAGAAAGCAAAAGAAAGAAAGCAACGAUGAAGACGAUUCGGAUAGUGAGGAAGUCAUGCCUAAACGUGGGAAGAAAGGAAGGGCUGGAAAGAAAUAAAAUAAUUUGAUGUUCUGCUUUCACUUUCAUCCAUUACCAAUACAAUCUCGCUAUGGGUAAUGUACUAAAACUAUUGUAACCAAGAAUUGAUGUUCUACAUUACACAUAAAAUAACUUGUGAUAACUUCAA
Molecule: messenger RNA, 1129 nt
Organism: Daphnia pulicaria
Lineage: Eukaryota; Metazoa; Arthropoda; Branchiopoda; Diplostraca; Daphniidae
Product: dnaJ homolog subfamily C member 9-like
Exons: 5
Coding region: 136-999 (287 amino acids)
Cellular component (GO): nucleus; cytoplasm
Molecular function (GO): heat shock protein binding
Source: RefSeq, a predicted model, not a curated record